Teleopsis dalmanni is the source of this 2373-nucleotide messenger RNA. RefSeq names its product tubulin glycylase 3B-like. Gene Ontology annotation, biological process: protein polyglycylation; cilium assembly; cilium movement. Gene Ontology annotation, cellular component: cilium. The transcript has 3 exons. The record is from RefSeq and is a predicted model, not a curated record. Gene Ontology annotation, molecular function: protein-glycine ligase activity, initiating. Bases 107 to 2179 code for a protein of 690 amino acids. NCBI's taxonomy places the organism in Eukaryota, Metazoa, Arthropoda, Insecta, Diptera, Diopsidae.
AAUUUUUGUUGUUCGAAAACACGUCCUGAAGAUAGGCUUUUAAGCCUUAGUCCCUAAAUUGGAAAUUUGCUUUUUAGUCCUGUCCUUAGGUUUUGCUGUUGCCAACAUGGAGAAACGUGGCCCAACACCACAACUCAAGAAUUAUUUCAAUGCAAACACAGUGUUAAAACUAAGUCUACUUAUGAAGAAUAUUGACAAUGAACUCACCGAGGAACCCGUCGGUCGUUUAUAUUUGGAACGAAAGAAAAAAAUGCAACAGCAAAUCUCACUUUCACAAAUGAAAGCUCAACAGCAAUUAAAACUUAUUGGACCUCCAAAAGAAGUGGAUUCAGUGAAGCGUGCUUUUAUUUACCGAGAAAGAGUAAAUGCUGCAUGUCAAAACCGUCAUGUAUUCUACACAGAUUGCAAUACUGUCUUGAGUGCAGCACUACAAAGACGUGGUUGGUUAGGAAAAUUAGCUUAUUAUGAAUUCAAGCCACUACAGAAUCUAAGCAAUGAAGUACUUUUAAGGUAUGCCAAACCAGGAAAUGAUCAUGAAAAAGUAUAUAUAUCAAGACUCUUAAGAGACAGUCCAGCUUCCUUCGUGUGGCACUUCCAAUACAAUUUGAAUAUGAAUAUCAGUGACAAUGCUUACAUAAAUCAUAUCGGCCGUGGUUAUAAUUUAGAUUUUUCAACAAAAAUCGGUUUGAUUGGUUGUUCUGAACAAGAGAUAUGGUUUCGCAAUGACAAAGGUUGUGGCAUGCAUCAUCCCCGUUUCUAUCGACUUGGAAGUAACGCCUCAGAGCAUGUGCACUUUGUUGAGGAUUACCACCGUACGCAGUGUCGUGCUUUCAUACACUAUCUUUGGAAUAAUUUAAAAAAUUGUAAUCUGAUAUGUGAUGAACAUUGUGGUCAAGUACCAGCAGGUAUUGUUACAUUUGCAAUAGAAAAUGUUAAGAGGCAAAAAGCGGAGUUUGAAUACCUUAGUUUGGCGGGAGGAGGCAAUGCGCCACUAUAUCACGGAGACUCAUGGUGGAGAUAUUUUACAACUUCUUCUAAUAGUGUUAUUUAUAAAAAAGCCAAAAUAGCCAUGAGUUCCGCAGAUUUAGUGCCAAAAAUCAAAGUUGCUAAAAAGUAUUUGGAAAAUUUAGAAAGAAAAUGUCCAGAUUUUAAAUGGGAUGGAUGCCGAAAUUUAUGGAUACUUAAACCGGGUUAUGAAUGCCGUGGUAAUGGUAUUGUAUUGAAAAAAUAUUUAGGUGACAUUUUAAGUCAUGCAAAUCUGAACAGUGAUAACAAUUUUGUCGUGCAAAAAUAUAUAGAGCGACCUUUACUGAUUUAUAAAACCAAAUUCGAUAUACGUAUUUACAUGCUGCUUACCAUCGAAAAUGAUAUACUCACUAUUUGGCUUUACAAUGAUUGUUAUCUACGUUUUAGUUCACAGAUAUUCAAUAUGGAUGUUCUGAACCAAGCAGUCCAUAUUACGAAUAAUGCAGUCCAAAGAAAUUAUAAGAAUUAUGAAAACCGAGAUUUACGACUCCCCAAAAACAAUAUGUGGUCUUUGUCUCAAUUUAACAACUAUUUGAGGGACGAUCUUAAUUCUAAAAACGUCUGGGAUGAAAAAGUAUUACCUGGUAUAAAAUCGAAUUUAAUUACAACCAUCAAAACCGGUUUAGAAGAAUUUAACUUUGUUAAUAAGACAUUUGAAUUGUUCGGCUGUGAUUUCAUGUUAGACAACAAAUACAAUCCAAUACUUAUUGAGGUAAAUACGAAUCCUGAUUUAACACCUUCUACAGUUGUCACGGAACGUUUAUGUCCAAUGGUAUUAAAGGAUUUGCUUAGGGUUGUUCUUGAUUUACCAUUAAACUGCAGGGCUUAUACAGGUCUUUUUCAAGCAAUUUCACAUAUCGACUGUAAUGUAAAUAGAAGUCGACCAACAAAUGAAAUUCUGGAAGUAAUAAGCGGACAUAAAUUAAAAAUAAGCAAAUCUGAACAAAAAAAACACGAAACUAAUUCCUUACCCACAAAACCUAAAUCAGCAUUGGCCAAUAAAAAAACUGCAAAUGAAAAAGUAAAAAAUAAUACUACAAAAAAACCGCAAAAUACAAGUGCCGGUGCCGGACCACGAAACCCAAAAUCAAAGGAGACUAAAAAGCAAAUGACGACUAGUAAGCCAAUUACAUCAAAACCUAGUAAAAGAUAGGGAUUAAAGCUAAAUAGCUCAUAGAGUAAAAUUGUCCACAAAAUUUUAGUAAUAGAUAAAAAUAAAUCUUAUCUACAUUAUAAUUUAUAGCUUAGCUUAGUAAUAUUUUGCUUUUAGAAAAGAUGUUGAAGAACUAUUGAAUACUACUUUAUUAGCACAAAUUAUUGACCUCAGUUAUAUGUUAUAAUGUUGAU